AUGUUGAUUGUCAUUAUAAAUUACAGUAUAAAAACACCCAUAAAGAAAAGGUUAAUACUGAGUCCUUCCCUUUUCUCUGUCAUUUCAGCUGUGAAAGGUUUUCCCUUUUUCCCUCUCUGUUACUCCACUCUUCAAGACAAAGUGUGUAUACAUAUAUAUAUAUAUAUAUAUGCAGAAAAGUGUAUAUUUAUGUAUACAUAGAGAGAGAAGUAGAAGAAGAAAGAGGUAGAAAUGGGUUGGUUUCCAUGUUCUGGAGCAUUGAACAAGACUUCAAAGAAAAGGAAAAAGAAGAAGAAAGACUCCAAUAAUUCUGUACAACUUGGUUCUGGAAAGAUGAAGGGAAAGAAUCAGUUAGGCUCAAAGGAGUUUGUUAAGGAUGGGGAGUCCGGUCAGAUUGCAGCCAAGAUUUUUACAUUUCGUGAAUUAGCAGCUGCGACAAGAAACUUUCGAGGUGAUUGUCUUCUUGGAGAGGGAGGAUUUGGAAGAGUAUACAAAGGGCGGAUUGAUUCCAAUCAGAUUGUUGCCAUCAAGCAACUUGAUCGUAAUGGAUUACAAGGGAACAGGGAAUUUCUUGUUGAAGUGCUGAUGCUAAGUCUGUUACACCAUCCUAACCUGGUAAGUUUAACCGGUUAUUGUGCUGAUGGAGAUCAAAGACUUCUUGUUUAUGAAUAUAUGCCACUAGGAUCACUUGAUGACCAUCUUCAUGAUCUUUCUCCUGGUAAGAAUGUGCUUGAUUGGAACACGAGAAUGAAAAUUGCAGCUGGAGCAGCGAAGGGCUUGGAAUAUUUACAUGACAGAGCAAGCCCACCUGUAAUAUACCGCGAUUUAAAAUGCUCCAACAUUUUGCUCGGUGAGGGGUAUCACCCGAAGCUAUCUGACUUUGGAUUGGCUAAGUUGGGGCCUGUUGGAGAUAACACUCAUGUAUCUACUAGAGUUAUGGGUACUUAUGGGUACUGUGCUCCAGAGUAUGCGAUGACUGGUCAGUUGACGUUGAAGUCAGAUGUUUACAGCUUUGGAGUUGUCCUACUGGAGAUCAUCACUGGUAGGAAAGCAAUUGAAAAUUCAAAAACUGGAGGAGAGCACAAUCUUGUUGCAUGGGCAAGACCGUUGUUCAGAGAUCGGAGAAAAUUCUCACAGAUGGCUGAUCCAUUGCUUCAAGGCCAAUAUCCGGUAAGAGGCUUGUAUCAAGCUCUAGCAGUUGCAGCAAUGUGCGUUCAGGAGCAACCUAACAUGCGCCCAGUCAUAGCGGACGUUGUCACAGCUUUGUCUUACCUUGCUGCACAAAAAUUUGACAUGAGUGAUACUCAAGGAGUUCAAAACUCGCGCUGGACACCGGCUACUCCACCUAGAACAAAACAUGAUGGUGAUAAGCGACAAAAAGGUGGCAGCAAUGAAGCUAGAUGGUGAUAGGAAAACUAAGCAAGGACAAACAAGUAUAUAAUAUCAAGACGAGUAACCUCUUGGAUAACAGCUAGUUCAGUACAAACGACAAUCAAAUGUACCUGCGGAACUGUAUUGGCAUGACCUUCGCCAAAAUUUUGUACCUCGAAAGUCAGACUAGCUACGGUUAUCUUCCCUGAUAUCGAGCAUGCUUUGCAUUUCCCGUAUAAUCAUCUGAGUACGUAGUUGAUCCGUGCAGUUUAUGGUUUUGCUCAUUUCUUGGUAGCCCUGCAUAUCUUGGGAAGGUGUUUGUUUGUUGUACAAGCAGCCAACACCUUAUUGUAUUGUGGAAAGGCAAAUUAUGAUGUAAAAUUUCUGAAUUCAGUCAUUGUAUUUAUAUCUUUGCGAUCAAAGACAUUAUUCAGUAUUGAAA
Messenger RNA from Capsicum annuum, 1813 nucleotides. Its product is annotated as probable serine/threonine-protein kinase PBL7. Gene Ontology annotation, molecular function: protein kinase activity; ATP binding. The record is from RefSeq and is a predicted model, not a curated record. Lineage: Eukaryota; Viridiplantae; Streptophyta; Magnoliopsida; Solanales; Solanaceae. Gene Ontology annotation, biological process: protein phosphorylation. Bases 232 to 1407 code for a protein of 391 amino acids. The transcript has 5 exons.